AUGCGCUAUGAAACAAUUCCCUAUAGUAAACAGAAGGCUAAAAAUCGAAGGGAGAAACUAUCAGUGUUGGAACAAAAAAUAAAAAAAUACACAGCAAAAUGUGAUGAACAGCCUAACCAAGAAAAAGUGAGCGAACUGGAAAUCCUGCAAACUGAAUAUGAGAGACAAUAUGAAUAUAUAGCUCAAGGGGCAAUAAUCCGAUCGAGAAUAAAUUGGUACGAACACGGAGAGAAAAGCAAAUUUUUUUUGAAUUUAGAAAAUUAUGAAAAAAAAAAAAAGCAGUAUUAUAAAAUUAGUGGUCGCAAAUGAUGAAUGCACGACUGAUCCGAAAGAGAUAAUGACGGAGAUCCUGAACUUUUAUGGAAGUCUCUACGAUACAGGUUUACGUGAUUGCGAUGACAUAUCAACUGACAAAUUCUUUAAGAAUAGUAAUACUAAAAUGCUGACGGACGAGCAGCGGGGGCUUUUGGACAGCGAUAUUACAAGUAAUGAAUAUUUCGAAGCUUCGAAAAACUUUUCAGAAAAACAAAGCACCAGGAAACGAUGGUUUAAUCGUGGAAUUUUACCUCGGCUUAUGGCAUCUCAUAUGGAGGUGCCUUGUCAAUGCCUUACAUUUUUCUCAUGAAUAGGAACAACUAUCCUACUAUCAGAAACAGGCUAUGAAUACUUUGAUAGGAAAUAAAGACAAAGACAGACGUUUUAUAAAGAAUUGGUGAUCAAUCUCUUCAAUUGAUUUCGAUGUUAGAACUGCAUCCAAAGUAAUUGCAAGAAGGCUAGAACAAAUUCUACCUUAUCUGAUCCACCUUAACCAGAAUGGCUUUAUUAAAGGGAGAUCAGUUGUGGACGGAGUUCGAACGGUGAAGAUGUACUUGAAUUUGCCCAAUUUACAGGUUGUUCUGGUAUGAAAAAAUAUAAUUUUGCAACAUACUUUCUUAAGUGGAUCAAGACGUUUUAUACUGAUGUGUCUAGCUGUGUUCUAAACAAUGGUUUCACUGCUGAUUUAUUCCCAGUCAGAUGCGGGGUUAGGCAAGGUGACCCAUUGUCACCUUUGCUAUUCAUCCUUGCUCUUGAAGUGCUCGCCUGUCGAAUUCGUGAAGACAAUGAAAUUAAAGGUAUAUCAGUCAAGGAGGAAGAAAUCAAACUAACCCUUUUUGCUGAUGACAUGACUUGUUUCCUUAGAGAUACUGUCAUAUCACCGUUUAAUGGCGACUCUGGAGUCGUUUUCUAGAUUCUCCAGCCUCCAGGUCAAUAAAGAUAAGACUGAAAUUUUUGCAAUUGGUAGCCAUCGUCUUGAUCAAAGCAAUUGUCCUUAUAAAUUGCGAACUUCAAUUAAAAUUCUAGGAAUCGUUUUUGACUAUAACGUCUCAUCGAGGAUGAAAGCGAACUUUGAAGCAAUUUUAAAGUCUAUCAAAAAUACAAUAAAUACAUGGAAAUGGAAGCGGCUUACGCUUCUGGGAAGGAUACAGUUUGUUAAAUCGUUUAUUAUCCCUAAAGUCUUGAGAAAAGCGUCGUUGAUUACAGUCACAGGCGACUUAAUCAAAGAAGUCAACAGUCUGAGGUACUGUUUUAUUUGGAAAGGUAAUGAUGAAAAUAAACGCGCCGCUCUUAUCGAUGAUAUCGAGGAUGGAGGGCUUAAGAUGCUGGAUAUUCAGUCGAUGAUCCGCAUACAGAGGGUGAUGGUAUUAAAAAGAUUUACAAAUAAAGAUAAUAACAGCUCUUGGAAAAUAACAUUGAAUUACUUCCUUUCUCAGGUAGGGGAGAAUUUAUAUUCUUAAGUAUAAUUUGAUACCAGACAGUUACCUAUCUACCUUCCGGCCUUUCAUAAGGAGUGCCUGGACGCUUGGUCCAUGUUAAGGCAACGUUCGAUACUUUCGUAUAAAGAUAUAGUUCACCAGGUGAUAUGGAACAAUAAAAAUAUUACUGUCCAAAAGAUCUCACUUUUCGAAAAACACUUGCUUUCUAAAGGAAUUGUUACGAUCAGUGAUCUCAUUCCCGACAAUGGAAUCUUCUUAAAGGGUGUUAAGGUGUUACAUGCAAAUUUAUCUCCGAUACAACAUUUUAAGUUAAUGAGCGUCGUGGACGCCAUUCCUCGCGACUGGAGGCGUGUUAUUAGACAAAGUGCCCAACAUCUCCCUUCUCAUACAAAAUGA
Messenger RNA from Pocillopora meandrina, 2150 nucleotides. The record is from the annotation of a GenBank genome assembly. NCBI's taxonomy places the organism in Eukaryota, Metazoa, Cnidaria, Anthozoa, Scleractinia, Pocilloporidae.